GCUCUGAUUAUCACACCAAGAGUAGCUCUUCGACGAAUCCGUAUGCUAACGGGUAAUGUUUCGGAGAUUCCGUCCGAUAACGGGUAAUUUCGGGGCCGAUUCCGAGACCUAACGGAAUACCCUAGGCUCUAGGCUUAGCGAGAGCCCUGUUCAGAAGCUUGAAUGCCUGACUGAAAAAAUAAUAUACUUUCCUCCAUGGCUGCCAGCGUUUGUAUCGUCAACUCUACGUGGGCGACUCGCAAUCACAAUGUUUACCAACUCCUCAUGGCCGAAAGCGGCUUCAGAACCAAGGAAUCAAAGAUAUUACCAGACAUCAUUGUCAAUUCAGGCGGAAUGUCCAUAGCAUUUAUGGUUGGAAGCUUCCAAAGAGCAGAAGACGAGCUCUGGCAAAAGAGAUUCAAAGUCGGACAGAUGUUUAAGCACUCUUACGGCUUGUGCAUCUGUCCAAGUUCUCAAGACAGUGGUGAAUUCGCUCGCCUGUACUGCCAGUAAGGCGCACUGACAGUCUGACACUCGUCUGGCUUUAUUUACCAGACCUAACCUGUCAUGGUCGCAGAUACAAUCAAGGUUUCGUGAAGCCUCCUAUAAUUGAGGUACUUGACGAAAGAUCUGCGGUGGAAAAACUCUUGAGGAUGGUCCACGUUCUUUCAGGUAUGCGCAGCUGUUGUUAUCUUGCAUGUCGUAGCCGUUGGAUUGGGCUAACCAUGACUAACCUGCAGAGGCCAAGAAGCAGCAGACUGCCUCACUUCUUAACGACGAGGUAUGGUACUUGAAUCAUUGUGCUCUUGAAAUCGAACUUGGUUCUGCUCAUUAUAGAUCAUGCCGAUCGUUCCUAAACCCUGACAAGCUACAUCUAUUCUACAGAGGACCGAGUUUGUGCAAUCAUCAGAAGCCAUCAUUGCACCUUUGCUUACCAUACCCAGCUUGGCCCAUCACGAAGCUCAGAUGGUAUGAACUUCCAUGCAGUCCUACAAACUAUCUAUUUGCCGUGUGCUUUCUACUAAGCUUCAACUUUGGUUGCAGCUUCUUUCGAGCUUUGGUUCCAUAGAUGCUGUGGCAUCUGCAAGUUCCAGCAAAAUGGCUGGGGCGACAGGGAUUUCUUUACAUAAAGCUGAAGCUGUGUCCAGCUUCUUCCGGGAUACGUGACCAUUGACCAUAGCCUGCUAGGCUGGAGUCGAAACAGUAGCUCUACACCACCGUCUAGUGGAAAAUGAAGUACUUGGUAUUUGAGUAAGGAAGUUUUUGUGAUAUAUACCCGUCAUGCUAGGACACAGCGUCG
Molecule: messenger RNA, 1279 nt
Organism: Closterium sp. NIES-67
Lineage: Eukaryota; Viridiplantae; Streptophyta; Zygnematophyceae; Desmidiales; Closteriaceae
Source: the annotation of a GenBank genome assembly